AUGGUCCUGCAACAUCAAGUCUUCUUCAGUAAGCGAGACAGGGCGACUCGCACCGGCCCAUCCGGCUCCGAUCACCUGCGAUGGGUUCCCAUGCGCUCUACUCUUAUGCAUACGGGAAGAACCUCGUCAGCAUCUAUUUCACCCAUUCGUACGACGACCAUCACUUCGGAAGCUCGACCCUUCUCAAAACACUUUCCUCGAGCCAAAAUCCGGGCCACAGGCCGGGCCACAGGAGAGGCCGCUUCCAGGAUGGAGAACGGGCACUGCCCCGAGAGACUGCAGGGUCUGUGGGAAAAGCUCUUCCCCGGAGAAAUCCCGGAUGCGUUUGCAUCGGCCGAAGCCCUGCCACAGGACGAAUUCGACCUGGAGAGGGAAAAGUUGAUAGUCGUGAGACUGGGCCAUACCGACUGUGAUGAGACUACGGCCUUGUGGGUUCCUUCGGCCGGUCUGCUGGUCGCGGUCUACGGUAGCACACACCCGUAUAUGGGGGAAUCUGGGACCCUGGAGGCUCGACUCACAUGGAUCACAGCGUUGGACAAGCUCGCCGCUUUGAAGCCCAUGGUUGUGGUUGGCGGACACACCAAUCCGAACAGUCCCUUGGGGCCGGACGCCAUCAGCCAGACCAGGACGUACGUGGAGGAUUUCAACCGAACGGUGGAGUCCCAGGCGGCCGAAGAGAUCUACGCACGCAUGAUGGACUGUUACCCAUCAUGCCUGAACCCCGGUUCACUCUGGGCCGGGGCUGCGCUUUCUAAACCAAAGUGA
Molecule: messenger RNA, 765 nt
Organism: Aspergillus terreus NIH2624
Lineage: Eukaryota; Fungi; Ascomycota; Eurotiomycetes; Eurotiales; Aspergillaceae
Exons: 2
Coding region: 1-765 (254 amino acids)
Source: RefSeq, a predicted model, not a curated record